AUGUAUACUUUUAUCGCACGAUCUUUGUCAUUCCAGCCGGGCACGUUUCGAUUUUUGUUCCUAUUCUGUUUGGCUCAUUUCUUGCAUGGCAUCGGUGCUACACCUUUGUUCACCAUUGGAGUCUCGUAUAUAGAUGAGAAUGUUGGCAAGGCGCUUUCGUCUUUGUUUGUGGGCAUUUAUUACUCUUUCGCCGUAUUCGGUCCAGCUGCGGGAUUUCUGACUGCGGGUACAUUUCUAACAUACCAUACGGAUUUCUGGCAUCUUCCUGCUGAGCAAAUUUCGCGAGUAAGUGGAGAUGAGACUGACCCAUCGUGGGUGGGAGCGUGGUGGAUUGGAUUCGUUCUAGCUUCUCUCAUUGCUAUGCUUGCUGUGGUUCCAAUAAUUUGUCUUCCAAAAGUCUUACCUGAAUCCCUGAAGUGGCAUAGGUUGGUCGCAAUAAGACCUCUUCCAAAAACGCCGCUAUCAUAUUACCUUCAGAAAUCGUUUGGUAGAAACUCACAAGCAGGACGACGGCGUACACCUGAGUGUUGUGGGCUGGCUGGCACGAACAAAACUGCAGCGCUCUAUCGUGAUGCUCCUUUACCAGAGGAGUCUUCAUUGUUGUAUACUUCGAUUACGACUCGUGGUAGAGGACCGUUAUGGUACAAAUUGUGGUUGGAUGUGAGGCAUAUUCCCAUAGCAAUUUACCGGAUUCUCACCAAUGCUCCAUUUAUGCUGAUUACGCUCGCAAUGGCAAUAGACAGUCUUGUUGUCACUGGUGCAUCGUCGUUUAUGUCAAAGUACUUAGAGAGACAGUUCAAUGUACCGCCAAGCAGGUCGAGUCUGUUAAUAGGAUGUGUUAUGGUGCCUAUGGCUGGAAUUGGUUGCAUGAUUUCCGGCUUCAUAGUUCAGUACUUCCGGUUGAAUUGUGUGACAACAUUGAAGCUCGCUGUUGGACUGUUGUUUGUUUCGUUGGUACUCACUCCAAUGUAUCUCAUAUAUUGCCCACAUGAUCCUCUUGUCGGUGUCGAAACUACAUACCCAGAUCGGUCAGUGUGGGCUUUCGAUGGUCAAAUUUCUGUUGGAAAUUACUCGGAUGUUGAACCAACGUUACGCAGCCCAUGUAAUUCGCACUGCAUGUGUAGUGAAGCCGAAUUUCGCCCGGUUUGUGCUGAAUUUGUUGAUGGACGGCAACUUUCGUACUACUCACCGUGCUUUGCUGGAUGUUCCGAGCCCUACACACCUUUACAGAAGGUUUACUCAAAUUGUUCCUGUGUGGUGGAGACUGCACGUCUUCGAGUCAAACACGUAAAGAAAGGACUGUGUGAAUCGAAAUGUAAAGGACUAUUAGGAUUUCUUAUUAUGUUCGCCCCGUUGUCUCUUUGUACGUUCGCUGUCGCCGUUCCGAUUAUAUCGGUGAUCCUAAGAACCGUGGACUACAACGAACGUUCGUUUGCGUUGGGUAUCCAAGGGAUUCUCGUGCGUGUCGUCGGAACCAUCCCAGCACCUGUUCUCUUCGGUUGGAUGUUUGAUGUGAGCUGUAUUCGCUAUCAGUCGGAACCCUGCGGUGAUUCAGAGAGUGGUAGUUGCUUGCUUUAUUCCAACAAAUUGCUCGCCGAUCUCUUCCUGACAUUCUCAAUUAUUGGACAGGUGAGUGUGCUUUCUAUUAUAACGUGCUCACAGCCAAAGCCCUCAUCGUCGCUUCACGCGACAUAUUAUGUUCGUUUUUAUAAAUUUGAGACCGUCCCUUGA
Ostertagia ostertagi is the source of this 1731-nucleotide messenger RNA. NCBI's taxonomy places the organism in Eukaryota, Metazoa, Nematoda, Chromadorea, Rhabditida, Trichostrongylidae. The record is from the annotation of a GenBank genome assembly.